Rosa rugosa (rugosa rose) is the source of this 3592-nucleotide messenger RNA. RefSeq names its product F-box/kelch-repeat protein At3g06240-like. Lineage: Eukaryota; Viridiplantae; Streptophyta; Magnoliopsida; Rosales; Rosaceae. The transcript has 2 exons. Gene Ontology annotation, molecular function: protein binding. The record is from RefSeq and is a predicted model, not a curated record. The coding region runs from base 1216 to 2565 and encodes 449 amino acids.
UUUUAGUUUUAGUUUCAGAAGUAUCAGGGAAUUGAUAUGGAUUUUGUUGGUAGUUUUACUUUCUGUCGCAGGCUUUGUAGGUUGCUAUCAUAUUAACUGUCCCCAAGUUUAAUUUGCAUGAGUGUUGGGGCAUUAGUUGACUUGAGAGCAACAGUCUUUCUCUGACAUUCUUAUACGCGUAUAUAUCUUCAGCGGUUUUUCGUUUUUGAAAUUUUAGUUAUAGUGUUUACCUUAAUUACCUGCAUUAAAAAGGGUGCUGAAUUGUUGUACCUGUUGAAACUCAAUGCCCUGCAAAAUAACAUCUUCCUUUGAUCUUGUAUCAAUCAGUCAUUAUUGCUGCUUUUGGUGGAACUUUUAACUAUGUGGAGAUUUGCAUCUUUGUAACUUUUGUAUACUGAGUUCCUAUUUUUCAUCAGUGUUUACGCUAGGUUCCAGGGUGGCUAUCCUUUUAAUCUUUUUGCAUACUGUAUUUGACUAUGGGCUAAUGUACUUUGAUAUAUAUUGAUAAGCAAUUGUUGGAAAUGGAUAUCGUGAUUAUCAUAUUUAUCUUUCAGUAUGUGAUUUUGUAGUUCCAACAUUUAACUCUACCAAAUAUUUACCAAUUACUUAUUAGACAAUUUGAAUAUGGAUGUCCGUACACUUGGAUUCCCACAUAAUUUAGAAACUUUGAAUGCAAUUUAUAUAAAAUUGAGUUUGGAAAUUACAGAAAUGUUCUCGGUUUUUAUGGGAGGGAAUGUGAUGACGGGUUUCGGGUAGCAUAUUGAACUUUCCAAAUGUCCAUUUCCAAAUGAUCUAUCAAGGAGGAUGACAAAAGGGGUCAGAGAAGUUAGCUCCUGUUUAAAAAAAAAAAAGAGAAAAAGACAAAAAGUAAGCCCAGAUCCUAAGCCUCGUAUCCAUCUCAGUGUUGCGAUUGAUGGGUGUACUUAGAAGUCUGGGCGCCAAAAUAGGGCUUGCCCACCACCCCAAGCUGAAAGCAAAGCAGAGCAGCCCAUGUUUCUUGUACCCACGUGUCGAUAUGUUCUAGGUUCGAAAGACUACAAUACCACACUGGAUCAUAAUGUCCUAAAACAUUACCUUGUGAAAUGGGAGUGGUGAUUCAGCUCCCCUCAAUGUCUUCUCCCGCGCUCAGUACGUUUCGAAGAGCUUUCUACUUGUUGUUGUCCACCGGCCUCGUUACCAUCGCCACACCAAAGCUCUAAACUCCGAUCACGGGAGAUGUUUCCAAUGAUGAAGGAGGAGCUGAGCUUUGACCUCCCUGAAGAUGUUAUUCUGAAGAUUCUGUGUAGGUUGCCAGUCAAGUCUUUGAUUCGAUUCAGUUGUGUAUCGAAACGCUGGCAUACUAUUAUAUUUUUUGACCCACAAUUUGGAAAAGCUCACCUCAAAGUAGCAUCUGAGCUAAGAACCAUCACUAGGAGACUCCUCCUGCUCAAACGCUCUUCACUUUGUGCAAUUGACACCCCCAAACAAAGUCCGAGGCUACAGUCCUCAGAAAACUCAUUUAGAGGUAAUUCUUUGGUCAGAUGUCUGACCAUGCCAUCCGAGGAGAAUAUAACAAAUGUAAUGGCUAUACAGUCCUUAGCAAACUCAUUUGGAGAAAAUUCUUUGGUUAGAAAUCUGACCAUCCCAUCCCAGAUGAAUAUAACCAAUGUAAUGGCAUCAUGCAAUGGGCUGGUGCUUCUAGGUACUGAUCAUUAUGACUUGUCUAUUUGGAACCCAUCAACUGGAUUCUUCCGCAAACUACCCGCUCCUGAUUUUUCAGCAAUAAUAAAGUGUGAAAUGAUCACCGGAAAACAUGGCGUUGGUUAUGUCUCAUCCACUGAUGACUACAUUGUUUUAGUAAUUCCCGCUAGUUUCUAUCCAGUAGAUGGGGAUGUCAACAUGUUCAUCUUCUCAAUGAGAGCUAACUCUUGGAAACUCAGUAAAGUCUCUGGCUGGUUUUCACUCAGCUACGGCCGGACAAGCCAGUCUGGGACUCUUUUAAAUGAAGCAAUCCAUUGGGCUAACUAUCACAGAUAUUAUAGGGAUGGCGGAUUGAUUGAACAAAUUCAAAUUUAUGCUUUUGAUUUGGCGAAUGAGGAGUCACGGCAACUGCCCGUUCCUUGUUUUAACCAAGAUGAUAAUGGAAACGGUGUAGAAAUGCAGACUGUGGACCGCUUAGGAGGAUGCCUUUGCGUAUUGUCUUGGACUUGGCAUCCUUUUAGGGGAAUGGAUCAGGAUAGUGAAUUAUGGAUGAUGAGAGAUUACGGGGUGUCUGAUUCAUGGAUGAAGCUCUUUAAAUUCAGUUCGAAUGAUUUACCAGAGGUGUUUGGUUCUUACAGAAGUUGGUUACCUAUAGUUGUUACAGAAGACGGGGCAGUUGUGAUUAAACUCAUUGUCGAGAAGGAGUUGAUCAGGAUUGAAUGCCGUAAAGAAGAGAAGCCGGUCUGCAGGGACCGAUAUAGGCUUGAGGAGUUGCAUGGCUGUGACUUUUUGUUUGACGUGAUUCUAUAUGCUGAAACUCUGCUUUCGGUAUCUGAAUGUCUGAAUAAUGGGGACUUGAGGCCAGAAAAUAACAAGCAGGCAUGAAGAGGGAUUGCUAUGUGCAUACAAAUGCUGGCUUUAUUUGUUUUCACCAUUCAAAUUUGGAUUCUGCAUGAGUAAUGUUCAAUCUAGUACCCAUGUCUUUUAGUUUUGUGUGUGUUGUUUAUUAUUGAGUGGCCAAAACUAUGUAGUAUGACGACUAUUGUUUAUGAUUGAGGCACAUUUUCCAGUUACAGCUGAAGUCUUUGUAUUAUGCUCCUUUUGUAUCAUAGUUCAGACUACUGGUUAUGAUAUUAUGCUCCUUUCGUCCCUAAUUUAUUCUGUCAUUCUCUUUGUUAGUGGUUCAACUUUUAUAGAUAUUUUCUGUUUAAAUGUUUUCCCUGAUUCUUUGAUCUAUGACGACUGAAAAUUGACAAGCAGAUAUGAACAAGAGGGAUUGCUUCAGUGUGCAUUCAAAUGCUGGUUGUUGUUUAUUUUUUUUUCCUUCUUUGAACGUCUAGAGUAUCAAGACAAGUCCUUCUAGUUUGUUAAUUUAAAUGUGUUUUCUAUGAGGUUGUUUGUUAAGAGUAGCCAACUAUGAAGUAUGAAAGCAAUGUGGUUUAUAUAUGGUUGUUUACCAUUUGUAACGCAAUCCGGCUUUUCUGUUGUUUAGAUCUUUGUGAUACUAUGCUCUUUUCAUAUCCCAGUUUGGACUACUGCUCAAACUUUUCCUUCUUUUGUAACCUAGUUAGUACUUUUGUUUUCCAUUCAUUCUCUUCGCUGGUCGCUCCAGCUUAUUUAAGCUGAGUAAUAGUUUGUUGUCCAUAUGAAUUUCAAUUGAUUGAAAUCAUAGCUAGGCUCAUAGCUCUGUUUAGUGAGUAAGAAGCCUUGUAUUUUGUCUCUCUGUUUUCUGUCAAUAUUCUGAAGUAUGAAGCAUUAUUAUUCCUGUUAGUGCAGCAUGAAGACAUUAUUAAUGCUGCAUUGCAGACCACUCUAGCUUAUUUUCCCUGUAUGACUGUUUUUAUUUUAGUAAAAUUUAAAGGCAUUUACUUGUUCGAUGUGAUUUUCUCAUAAUUAGUUCAUUGUAUUUUCU